Messenger RNA from Trifolium pratense (red clover), 2044 nucleotides. Its product is annotated as translation initiation factor IF-2. Gene Ontology annotation, molecular function: nucleosomal DNA binding; double-stranded DNA binding. Gene Ontology annotation, cellular component: nucleus; nucleosome; nucleolus. The record is from RefSeq and is a predicted model, not a curated record. Gene Ontology annotation, biological process: negative regulation of DNA recombination; chromosome condensation; nucleosome assembly. NCBI's taxonomy places the organism in Eukaryota, Viridiplantae, Streptophyta, Magnoliopsida, Fabales, Fabaceae. The transcript has 4 exons. Bases 165 to 1709 code for a protein of 514 amino acids.
UCUCCGCUUUGUCUCCCUCUUCUCACUCACCCUUACUCCAUAUAAAUAGAUAUUUUUUCUCUCUCUCUCUCUCUCAAAACUCAAAAUACCCUAAAAUCAUCAAUUAUUAUUCAUUUUUAUUUAUUUCCCAAAUUUCGAAUCUACCCCCGCCUCUCUCUCUCCUCAUGGACCCAACCUCGAUCUCUUCACUUCCAGCUCCGGCUCCCAACGCCGUCCCCUUCGCCGUCGAACCAAACAACCACCCUCCACCACCACCGUCUAAUCCGUCUCCACAUGCAAUUCACCCACCCUAUGCCGAGAUGAUAUACACAGCAAUUGAAGCUUUGAAAGAACAAAACGGUUCAAGCAAAAGAGCAAUUUCGAAAUACAUAGAACAUGUUUACAAAGACCAACUUCUACCUUCACACCCAACCUUGUUGACUCAUCACUUGAAGCGUUUGAAAUCUGAAGGUUUACUUUCUAUGGUUAAAAAUUCAUACAUAAUCCCUAGAUCUACUCCACCUCAACCUUCUUCUUCACCUACUCAACCUUCAAGACCACGUGGCAGACCCAGAAAACCCCAAUCUCAACCACUUCAUGUUAUCGUUGCUAAUAACAACGACAGCUCGGCCCACCAGCAAGCCCAAAAUGCUGAGCCUGUUUGGGCUGCACUUGGGCUUGCUGACGAGCCAUCAUCUGCUGCUGCUGCUGCCGUUGUUGUUUCUGAUGAGAGUAAAAGAGGUCGUGGACGUCCUAAGAAAGGGACUGGCCCAAGCCCAAACCCAGUACCAACUCAAGGUGGUGGUGUGGUUGUGGUUCCACCAACACCUUCUCGAGGUAGAGGACGUCCGCCUGGGUCUAAAGCUAAACCAAAGAGGAGACCUGGACGCCCACCGAAGGUGCAGCCGGAGACUACAGCUGUUGUUUUGAGUGAUGGUUCGAAGAGAAAACCGGGGCGUCCGGCUAAGAAUCAAAAGCAGAAUCCGACUCCGAUACCGUUUGCUUCACCUGUGUCUGAAGUGGUAGUGCCGACGACUGGAGUGGAAGGGGGGGCUGUUUUGACUCCGAGAUCUAGAGGAAGGCCUAGAAAGAAUAAUUCUGCUGUUGCUGUUGCUGCUGUGCCUGUUGCUGUUGUUGCUGCUGCUGGGAGAGGUAGAGGACGUGGAAGAGGUCGCGGCCGUGGCGGUCUGGGUGUUACCGUUCAGUCUAGACCUGCUGGAACAAGGCCUGUGGGUCGUCCAAAGAAGGGAACAACACCUGCUACUGCUAGUGCUCCAGAAAAUGCUGCUAAUGAAGAACUCAGGAGGAAACUCGAACACUUUCAAGGAAAAAUCAAGGAAUCUCUUGCCGUGCUUAGGCCUCAUUUUAACCAUGAAAGUCAGAUCACUGCAAUUGCGGCAAUUCAAGAGUUGGAAAUACUCGUAGCCAUGGAUCUUAACGAACCACUAAAGGAUGAACCACUUCCACAGCAACAGAACCUGCUGCCAGUACAAGAUCAGCCACCACCGCAGCAGCCACCACAGCAGGUCCCACCACAGCAAGUGCCACCGCAACAUCUUCCAGCACAACAAAUUGCGCAUGUGCCGCAGGUAUUUGCACAAUAUCCACCGUUUCAUAUUCAGGAGUUUCAAUUCCAGCAGCAACAGCCGCCGCUAUACCAACAACCACCGCCACAGCAGCAGCCGCUAUACCAACCACCACCGCCACAGCAGAACCAGUUUCAUCCUUAGAAAUCAGUGUCAGCUAGGAAGAAUUACAUGGCCGGCUGUCAAUUGAUUAGGAAAAUUUUAAUCGUGGUCUUCAACUUGAUUAUGAACAACUUUGUACAACUGGUUUUAACAGUGGCACAUGAUAUGAGGUGACAGAUUUGUAAAGCGAGUAGGCAGUAGCAGAUCUGACUUUUCUUUGAGUGAAAAUGACUGUUCAUUUUUAGUUUGCUGUUGUGUUGCACUGUUUUUAGAUAGACCGCUUAAGUUAUUUUUAGAUUUUAGAGUACUGAUGAUUCUGUUAUUCAUGUUAUAUUUGUUUGACUAUGACAGCUUAAGUUUAAGUCACAUUAUUUCCA